Molecule: messenger RNA, 1378 nt
Organism: Episyrphus balteatus (marmalade hoverfly)
Lineage: Eukaryota; Metazoa; Arthropoda; Insecta; Diptera; Syrphidae
Gene: Elp4
Product: elongator complex protein 4
Exons: 5
Coding region: 183-1355 (390 amino acids)
Biological process (GO): tRNA wobble uridine modification
Cellular component (GO): cytoplasm; transcription elongation factor complex; elongator holoenzyme complex
Source: RefSeq, a predicted model, not a curated record
UUGCAAUAUAUCGAACGCUUUCAGUUUAUACGUCAAAAAUCACAUUUGGCUGUUCUCUUGUUACAAAUUUUAUUUUAUUAAUAUAAUUUUCAGUUUUCCUUUCCUACCCUUUCAAAACAUACCUUAAAAUAAAUUGUCUACCUUUUGCAAAUAAAUAAAAACAAUCAUUUAAACCAACCAAAAUGAGCAGUUUCCGACGAAGAUUAGUACGUCCAUUCAUAAUAGGCACAAAAACUAGCCCUCAAACUGGACAAGUAAUUACUGGGAGUGGUAAUCCAGCACUAGAUGAGCUUCUUGGUGGUGGAAUUCCCAUGAAUUCCAUAGUUUUGAUAGAAGAAGAUAAGCACUGCAUCUAUUCCAAAGUACUCUGCAAAUAUUUCCUGGCAGAGGGAGUCAUUAAAAACCAGCAGUUAUUUCUAGCCAGUCUGGAUGAUAGUCCCGAUGAAAUAUUCAAAAAACUGCCACAACCCGUGUUCUGUGAUCAAUUUUACAGAGGCCAACCACCACCAGAAUUCGAACAGCUUACCCAGGACACAACCAGCUUAAGAAUUGCAUGGCGAUAUAAUGAUUUACCAUAUUUGAAUGUCGACAAGAGCUAUGGUGACGGUGAUCAUCAUUUUAACUUGUUGAACUACAUGACUGAGGAUGAAGUGGCUAAUGUGUCGAAAGUUUUAUGGGAUGGCACUUAUUCGAAGGAAACUAGUUUGGAAGAUAAUAAUUGUUCUAAACCGGAUCUAGCUGAGGAAGAGGAAGAAGAGGACGAUGAGAGUGAUAGUGCCACGGACGGGAGCUGUUUCUUUAGCAAUAAACUUUUCCAAAAUCUGAUUGAUACCAUAGCAAAGGAAUUGCGAAUGGUUAAUUUUUGGCGCAUUUGCAUACCAUCGUUGGGAUCGCCAUUGUGGUAUGAUGAUAAUUUUGGAGAGGAUUUGCUCAAGUUUUUAACCAUCUUGCGGGCAUUUGUGCAGAAUACACAAUGUGUGUGCUUCUUAACUAUGCCAAUGCAUUUAAUUGCUAAAAAUGACGAAUCACUUGUGCCAAAAAUCCGAAACCUUGUUGACUAUGCUAUUGAGUUGGAAUCUUUUGCCGGAUCUGAACGUGAAACAAAUCCUGCAUUUAAAGAAUAUAAUGGAUUGCUGCACUUUAAGAAAAUGUCGGCCAUAAAUUCACUUGCCUUGUUUCAACACUCCGAUUUGGCAUUCAAGCUGCGUAGAAAAAAAUUCGUCAUUGAAAAGUUUCACCUUCCUCCAGAACUUGGAAAAAGUACAGAGCAGGAUUCCGAAGAUUUCGUUUCCAAACAAGCGCCAGCGCUUGCAAACUGUGCAAAUACCAGUCCUUCAAAUCCUUUAUUUUUCUGAAAUAAUAGAUUUUGUACAUUUUA